ACUUUAAUCGUUUGGCAGCACUGUGUGAAAGAAACGACGAAAUCUGUCGAAGAAGUAGCAAUAUUUUUUUUAAUUAAAAUAAGCUGGCCAAUUUUCAGCUAGUUACAUUUAUAAAAAUACAAAAAAAUAUUAAUAUUUAACAAAUAAUUAACUAAAACAUAAUAAUAAACAGAAAUUGUGAAAAUAUACAACAAGAAAACGUGAUUUUCUAAAGCAAAUAAAACCAAGAAGUUCACUGUGAGAAAAAAAGGCAGCAGUACAAAAAUACUUAAUUGGUCGAGAACUUGAAACCACCAAAAUAAAAGUUGCAUUAACUAUAAAACGUAAUAUUACAUUUACACAACUCACAGAAUACGAGUGAAAACGCCGAAGAAAUACAAAAAAUAACCUUAAAUUCCUUUAAGGUAUAUUAUGGAAGAAAAAUGUAUCGAUCAAUUUGAAACAGUUGCAUUAAAUCUAACUAAAACUUCUUCAAAUAUAACAACAACUAUAACGCCAAGUGAUAAUUGUUCCAACAAGACACAAUUUUUUAUAACAUCGUCCUCGUCAUCUUCAACAUCGUCAACAUUAUCGUCCACAUCAAACGGCAGUCGCAGCAGUACAGAUCAAAUCUCUUUAAACUCUUCGGUAGAUAAAGAAGAUUUUGAUAAGGCCACCACAAGUCGUAGUUCCAUGUCUCUGCUACAAGAAGAAUUUGAAACAAAUUCACAACAUGAUUUUGCCGAAGUCUUGGACGAAGAUGAUGAGACAACAACAUCGGGAGUAUUGGAAGCAUACGAGAUAAGUUCCUCGAAUCUAUUGCCAACGACAAAUGAUGAUGUAACCUCAGAACCGGUGGCGGUAGUGGAUGAUAGUUCCUCCACAGAUGCCAUACAAAUAAUAAAGGUUUCCGAUGCCUCCACUGAAUCGGCAGCAAGUAAUAAUGGAUAUUUCAAUCCAUCAGAGAUUUAUGUCAUUAACGAUGAUGAUGAUGAGGAGGAAGAUGAUGAAGAUGACGACGUUGAUGAGGAAGAUGAUGUUGUAAAUGAAGCUGAAGAUGAUGACGAUGUUGAAGAGGUAAUUGAGGGCAACUUAAUAAAUAUCGAUGACAAUCUGCAUAUCGAGGAAGAUGAAGAUGAUGAAGAAGCAGAAGAUGAUGAGGAAGAAUUUGAUAUGAAUAUCACAAAUCAAUCUUCCCAACGUUCAACACAAAAUACCACCACCUCAACACAGGACUCUUCUACAACACAAAACCAAACUAAUGGUGUUAUUAUGAGUACCAAUGGAGCCAUGAUCUUCUUAGAAACUCCUGUUGUAGAAGAACAACAACAUCAUCAUCACCAUCAUCUACAUCAUUCGCAAAUUACAAACUCCUCGAAGUCAACGUCCCUCAACGAAUUUGCCAACGACAACAAUAUGAAGCCAAAACGUUUAAGUGAUGAAUUUUCUAAAAAUUCAGCAAAUACAAAUGAAACUCCCACUUCUUCAACGGCGGCAAGUAGUAAACUUAUGCAAGAGUCCAAUGAUAUGAUCUACGAUUUAACCGAAUCUCAACCCUGUCCCGAGACACAGGCUCAUGAACGUAUGUCAUCACGUUUGAAAAAGAUGAACUUGAAUCACGGCAAUACAAAUAACAAUAUAAAUUCUCAGGAUUUGCCUACAUCCUCCUCUUCAAGCGCAUCGAAUUUAUCAUCGAACAUAAUGCCCUCACUAUCGGAUAUACAGUCAAUGGAUUUAGUUGAACGUCGUGACUUUGAACAUGAACAACGUCUAACGGGAGGUAUUAUUUUAAAAUCAAGUUCGCUGAUUAAAAACAACGUGCUUGACUUGGGUUUGGUUAAAUCUCAACAACAGCAGCAGCAGCAGAAAAACAAUAGCAAUAAUGCAAAUAAUGGAGAGGAGCAACCGUCUAGUAGCCAUUCCAGAGGAUUUUCUUCUGAUAGUAAAUGUACCUAUAAAGAUUUGUCAGCAACACCCACAAGUAGUCGUAAACUAAUGGUACGUCUAACCAAAUCAACUGCCAAAAUGAAUUUGUGCAACACUCUAAGUCAUAAUCAACAACAGCAACAAACGCAAUCGCAACAGCAACAAGCGCAGGAACUUACUACAAAAACAUCACAACGCAGCAGUACUGAACAACAAAUACCAAAAUCUUUAAACCUUUCCGCUAACUCAUCCUCAUUAUCAUCGACAUCAUCUGCCUCGUCCUCAUCAUUAACACCUGUAAUAGCAUCCGCAUCAGCCAUAACAGCAAAUUCUACCAGCGUUAUUGUGGAAGCCGCCUCUUCACACAAUUCCGAAAUUUAUUCAAAUUCCAAUUCAAAUGAUAGUCUUACAUCACGACCAUCUUCAACUAGUUCGACGUUGAAUAAACGUCCAGAAGUAUUAACACAGGAGCAGAAAGUAUAUAAUAAACACUCAACAGUCGCCGCAGCAUCAUCAACUUCUUCAUCAGCAUCAAACUCUUCAUCCUCUACAUCAUCCACAGCUGCUCCAUCUUGUGUGCUCGAAAGUGGCUGUAGUCGCACUAGCGCCAUACAACCUAUUGUCAAUAAUUCUAAUCAUAACAGUAAUUCAUCUUCCUCCAAUGAAGCACAUGACGACGAUGUACAACCCUCAACAUCAUCGGCCAGAUGCCAAUAUGCUCCUCCACCCAGAUCCCAAAGACAAGUUAAUGCAAGUGCUCAAACUAGUGAACGCUAUUUGUCCCGUUCGAAUGCCAUUGCUGGUGGAGCAGUUUCCGCAAAUGCCGGUAACGAUAUUUGUUUGUCUGCUGCCGCUUUACCCAGCCGUAGCGGCAGCGCCAAUCAUCGACGUUCCGAAAUCUCGCAAAACCUAAUGGAUGGCUUUAGAAUGCUCAACGAACAUUUGGAUAAUAAUUUUACUUUCAACCAUCAAAAUACUUCGUGGAAUGAUUGUGAGGAAAACAAUUCAGAUAUCGAAGAGAUUUGUACGUGUCAUCAGAAUUCAAUGAGUGAUGGCAGCAGCCAUGGCGGUAGCAUAAGUGAUUUAAAUGAUGUUGAUGAACUGGACAGUGGACAUGUUUAUGGCAAAGAUGGUGGCGCCGAUUUAUCUUACAAUAUAAUGCAUAACCUUUCCAUAUCAGAAGAUGUAGCAGCCUCGCCUGAAUGUGUAGGAACCCGGAAACGCAAAUACACCGAUACACGUCUAAUGGAACAUGACUACAACUCAGCCACAAUAACGGGUAGUGGAGGUACGGGUGCAAGUCUAGAAAGUAACAGUCGUAAGCGUGUAGCUUAUGAUUUCACUUCAACACCUCGUUCGUCGCAAGUUAAUGCGGGAGCAUUGGUUCAUAUUACCACACCUUCACAAUUAUUGGCCACCUCCUCCACCGGUUCACCUUUGGGCAGACGCACACCACGUUCCCUUAUACCCACAAGAGAUAAUCCGCCACCAGAGUUGCAGCAAUGGCUUUCACAAUUCCAACGCUGGUCUCAUGCAGAACGUCUCUUGGCUGUCGAUCGUCUGAUCGAACAUUGUGAACCCACACAAGUCCGUCAUAUGAUGAAAGUGAUUGAACCACAAUUUCAACGAGACUUUAUUUCUUUACUACCUCGAGAGUUGGCAUUGCAAGUACUUUCCUAUUUGGAUCCUAAGGAUCUGUUGCGAGCCGCGCAAACCUGUCGCAGUUGGCGUUUCUUGUGCGAUGACAACCUGUUGUGGAAGGAGAAAUGUCGCCAGGCUCAAAUAUUGACUGAACCGCGAACGGAUCGUCCAAAACGUGGUAGAGCCGGUAACAUGCCACCGAUAGCGUCGCCUUGGAAGGCGGCAUAUAUGCGUCAACAUAUAAUCGAAAUGAAUUGGCGUUCACGACCUAUACGCCAACCAAAAGUACUGAAAGGACACGAUGAACAUGUGAUAACAUGUUUGCAAUUUUCCGGAAAUCGUAUUGUCUCUGGUUCGGAUGAUAAUACAUUGAAGGUGUGGUCAGCGGUUACGGGAAGGUGUUUACGCACUUUGGUGGGUCAUACAGGCGGCGUUUGGUCUUCUCAAAUGUCGGGCAAUAUCAUAAUCUCAGGUAGUACGGAUCGUACUCUCAAAGUUUGGGACAUGGAAACGGGCCAAUGUGUACAUACACUUUUGGGUCAUACCUCCACCGUGCGUUGUAUGCAUCUACAUGGCAACAAAGUUGUUAGUGGUUCUCGUGAUGCUACUUUGCGUGUUUGGGAUAUUGAACAGGGUACUUGUUUAAGGGUUUUAGUUGGUCAUUUAGCGGCCGUACGUUGUGUGCAAUACGAUGGUAAAUUAAUUGUAUCAGGAGCUUAUGAUUAUAUGGUUAAAAUUUGGCAUCCAGAACGACCAGAAUGUCUACACACUCUACAAGGUCAUACUAAUAGAGUUUAUUCACUGCAAUUUGAUGGCAUUCAUGUGGUUAGCGGUUCUUUGGACACCUCAAUUAGAGUUUGGGAUGUUGAAACCGGCAAUUGUAAACAUACAUUAAUGGGCCAUCAAAGUUUAACUUCUGGCAUGGAAUUACGUGAAAAUAUUUUAGUUUCUGGUAAUGCUGAUUCUACGGUUAAAGUUUGGGAUAUUACCACGGGACAAUGUUUACAAACCUUGUCAGGCUCCAAUAAGCACCAAUCGGCUGUUACAUGUUUGCAAUUUAAUUCCCGCUUUGUUGUCACAAGUUCGGAUGAUGGCACCGUGAAAUUAUGGGAUGUUAAGACUGGUGAAUUUAUACGCAAUUUAGUUUCAUUAGAUUCGGGUGGUUCGGGAGGUGUUGUUUGGCGUAUAAGAGCCAACGAUACAAAAUUAAUCUGCGCAGUUGGAUCACGCAACGGUACCGAAGAGACCAAACUAAUGGUACUUGACUUUGAUGUUGAAGGCGCUUGUGUUAAAUGUUCAUAGGAAAUAAAAGCAAAUUAUUUAGUAACAAUAAUCAAGGAAAAUCUUAUCUCCAAAUUGAUUUUAGUACGUUAUUAUGUUUAUAAAUAUUUCUUUAAAAGACGCCAAGUUUUUAUCUAUGCCUAAGCUGAGAAAAACAAAAAAAAAAAAAAAACACAAGUAAUUAUAACAUACAUAUACAACUUUAAUUCCAAACAGUUGUAAUAGCAAAAUGAAUGCAAAACAAAAAGGCUUUAUAAGCUUUACAAAAGAAAUCAUAAUACAAAGGCUAAACUUAACUAAUAAUGCGCAUAGUGUUUUCCAAUUACAAAAAAAAAAAAAAAACGAAGAAAGCCUCCCCCCACGACCUUUAUAAAGAUAACACAAAUACCUUAAACAAAUGGAAAGUUUUGCAAUAACUUUCUGUUAAAGUAUUUGUCAUUUCAGAAAAAUUUAGUUUAAUUUUCUAAACUAAAACUUUUGCCCUGAAACAUUACUUGUUUAUUAGUUCGUUUUUUUUUUUAAUUAUUAUAAUUGAAACGUUAGUUUUUUAGCUUUUGUUUUAUUAUGAUUUUGCAAAACAGUACUGAUAUUGAUAAUUUUGUUUAUUGAAAACAAAAUUUAUUACAAUUUUGUUUGUUAUUACAAAACAAACCGGCAAAUUUUAGCUUUAUGUUUAUGUUUUUUAUUAUUAUUAUUAUAUAUAUAAUUAAUUAAUUUAAUUUAAUGAUUUAUUAACAAAAUUUAAUUAAAAUAAUAAUUGCUAAGAAAUCAUCAUAACAACAACAACAAAAUUACUUUGUUUUAGACGCCCCUCUUUGCAAUCUUUUAUUAAUUUUUUUUCUGUUACAUAUAUUGUCUUGUUUUUUUUAUAUACAUAAAACAAUUGAAAUUUUGUUUGUUUUCUCUUUAAAUGUUUUUGUUUAAUCAAUUAAAUCAAUUAACGCUUCCAAAUGUCCAAAACAAACAACACAGUUAACGUUUUGUUUUUAUAUAGAAGAAUUUGUUUUUUUGUUAUUUUAAAUCAUAUAAUUUGUUUUAAAAAUCUCUAUUAGUUAAAAUUAUUACUUAUUCAUCCCCCCACCCCUUAAAACCCCUUAACAAAACAAGUUUCUUGUUUCAAGUAUUUUAAGCUCUUCCUUUAAAAAUUUCUCCUAAAAGAAAGAAAACACCUUUCCCUAAACAAAAUAACAACAACAAAAGUAAACCCUCUCUCUCUGUCUCCCUCUUUACUUACACUCAAACAGACAAAGUACAUUUUUUACUAUAAAUCACAUAAUACAGAAAACACCUCUUAAGAAGGCGUCCUCCUCAAUUUAUAAGAUAUAUUUAGAAAAUAUUAAAUAAUAAAAUAUAUAUAUAAAAAAAUAAAUCUGCCCCAAAUAUUGCCAGUAAACAAUAUUGUACACAUAUAUAUAUAAAUAUAAUAUAGAAGUUAAAAACAAAGAAAAAAAAUUACAAAAAAUAAUAAUAAAACAUAUUUUUUAAAUUUAAGUUCUAAUACUAAAUAAAAACAAAAAAACAAAUAAUUCCAUUCUUAACAACCAACAAACUUACUUACCAAUAUUAUGUUAUCAUUAUUUUUAUUAUUAUAUAAACAUACCAACCACAAUAAUAUUAAUAAUUAAAACAAUUGGUUGAAUAUGUUUUAAACCAUUAGCCACCGAAAGUAAGAGAAGAACUUUGUGUCCGUUUUGUAGUUUAAGAUUAAAAAGAAAACAUAAUUUCGUUUUUUUUAUUAAGACUUUAUAAAUGACGCUUUGGUAUGCAAGUAAAAUUUGCACAAAAUUAGACUCAUAUAAAUAUAUAUAUUUUUUUAAUAAAUUUAUUAUUUUAUUACAAUAUUUGUAAAUUAACUUAAA
Molecule: messenger RNA, 6686 nt
Organism: Lucilia cuprina (Australian sheep blowfly)
Lineage: Eukaryota; Metazoa; Arthropoda; Insecta; Diptera; Calliphoridae
Gene: ago
Product: F-box/WD repeat-containing protein 7
Exons: 7
Coding region: 412-4848 (1478 amino acids)
Biological process (GO): proteasome-mediated ubiquitin-dependent protein catabolic process; ubiquitin recycling
Cellular component (GO): cytoplasm; nucleus
Molecular function (GO): ubiquitin binding
Source: RefSeq, a predicted model, not a curated record